Molecule: messenger RNA, 839 nt
Organism: Hydractinia symbiolongicarpus
Lineage: Eukaryota; Metazoa; Cnidaria; Hydrozoa; Anthoathecata; Hydractiniidae
Exons: 2
Coding region: 92-583 (163 amino acids)
Source: RefSeq, a predicted model, not a curated record
UAAUUACGUUACAAUGAGUAAACGCAACUGAACUUUGACAUUAUCAAAUGUUAGCAAGUGGAGUAUACAACAUUAUAUUUACUUUUACAAGAUGACAGCUUUGAAGAAGUUCCUUUAUAUCUGUUUAACACAUUUGGUAAUGUUGAAGACAGUGAUAUGUGGUACAGUUAAAGCUGUCAAAACUAAUUUAGAAGUUCCAGUUAAUCAAACUGCUCAAUUGCAAUGGAGAGUUGUCCCUGUUGCUGGAGAACAAGUAUUUGGAGUAGAGGUGUUUGUUCUUGGAUCAACCAAUGUUCAAAUAAUCAAAUUAACAUCAACCCUCACAAUUUCUGGUAAAAAAAGGUUUGGUAAUCGAUUAUCUGGAAGCUUGACAAAUGGUAUAUAUACACUAUCUAUCAAGAAAACCCAGUUCAAUGAAAAGAAGUCUUUUAAUUUGAAAGUUGUAUUCUACAAGGCACCAGAAUAUUAUCCAAAAAAUUCAACAGUGGUUAUAAAAGAAGUUGUAGGUGAGUUACAGUUUUUUUAUUUUCCAAAAUGUGUAAUUUAUUAUUCCAAUUCCUGGUUGCAGGCUUUUUUAAAGUAACAAAUAACUUUGCAAUGACAGCGAAAUUUUAAAGUCUAUAUUCCAGGUUUAAUUUAUUUCUGUUUUAUGUCUAUAACAAGCUAAGCCCUUCAAGAAGUAGAAAGCUAUUAUACAUUAAAUCAAACAAAACUGGAUCUUGAUCAAAGGUUUAUGAACCCGUAAAAUUAGGGACUACAUGCUACAAAAAGUAUAGACCUGAUAUCGUCACAUUUUGUUUAAAUUUGGAGAAAUAAGAAUGAACAAUGUGGCACCUGUU